CAGCGUGUUCAGGGUCGCCUGUGGGGAGGCCGGCGGGCAGGCGGGCGGAGGCGCGGGUUCGUCGCGGAGGAAAACGCGCCAAGUUCCCUCGGCGGCGGCGGUAGCGACCGGCGCGGACAGGGACCGCGCCGCCCCGGAUAUGAGUGCCAGCUGGGCGGUGACAGGCUCGGCAGCUGCCUGCGCGCAGCGAGCCAGACCAUGACCGGAUAAAAUUGCUGAUUACAAUUGCCCUCUAUAAAUUAUUGUCAGCUCCUUGGGAUUUGGAAAGAAAAUGCCUGGUGUCAUAUCUAGUGAAAGUAAUGGGCUUUCAAGAGGUAGUCCAUCCAAGAAAAACAGACUUUCCUUGAAGUUUUUUCAGAAAAAGGAAACUAAGAGAGCCUUAGAUUUUACAGACUCUCAAGAAAAUGAAGAAAAAGCUUCUGAAUAUAGAGGAUCAGAAAUUGACCAAGUUGUUCCUGCAGCACAGUCGUCGCCUGUAAACUGUGAGAAGAAAGAAAACUUGUUGCCUUUUGUAGGACUGAAUAAUCUUGGCAAUACUUGUUAUCUUAAUAGUAUACUUCAGGUAUUAUAUUUUUGUCCUGGUUUUAAAUCUGGAGUGAAGCACUUAUUUAAUAUUAUCUCUACGAAGAAAGAGACGCUAAAGGAUGAAGCAAAUUUAAAAGAGAAGGGAAACUGCAGAGAAGAUUCUUUGGCAAGUUAUGAACUUAUAUGCAGUUUACAGUCCUUAAUCAUUUCAGUCGAACAGCUUCAGGCUAGUUUCCUCUUAAAUCCGGAGAAAUACACUGACGAGCUUGCAACUCCGCCAAGACGACUGCUUAACACACUCAGGGAACUUAACCGCAUGUAUGAAGGAUAUCUACAGCGUGAUGCACAGGAAGUAUUACAGUGUAUUUUGGGAAACAUCCAAGAAACAUGCCAACUCCUAAAAAAAGAAGUAAAAAAUGUGGCGGAGUUACCUACAAAGGUAGGAGAAAGACCUCGGCAGAAAGAGGAAGUGAGUGGAAUUAACAUCAUGAACAUGGACAGUCUGAGGUAUUCUGAGGACUAUAAAGAAAAACCUCCAAAAGGGAAUGGGAAAAGGAAAAAUGAUACUGAAUUUGGUAACAUGAAGAAAAAAGUCAAAGUCUCCAAGGAACACCUGUCAUUGGAUGAGAACCAGAGACAAACCAGAUCAAAAAGAAAAGCUUCUGGGGAUACUCUGGAGAGUCCUCUUAAAGUAACCCCCAAGUGUGUUUCUGAAAAUGAGAUCGUGAGAGCCUCUCAAAAGAAAUCAAGAGUCAAAAUAAAUUGGUUAAAGUCUGCAACGAAGCAACCCAGUAUCCUUUCUAAGUUCUGUAGUCUGGGAAAACUAACAACAAACCAAGGCUCCAAAGGACAAGCUAAAGGAAAUGAGUACGAUUUUGAAGGGGACAUGGGGAAGGAUGAAGGCAGAAGUGCAGCUAAAGGUGGUAGACUUGGAUCUCCAGAAAAUACCACACCUAGAGGUGUUAGUGAAGUUAGGUCCAUAAACAAAGGUGCAGAACAAGUUGGCUUUGAACUAGUGGAAAAAUUAUUUCAAGGUCAACGGGUAUUAAGGACUCGUUGCUUAGAAUGUGAAAGUUUAACAGAGAGAAGAGAAGAUUUUCAGGACAUCAGUGUGCCAGUACAAGAAGAUGAGCUUUCCAAAGUAGAGGAUAGCUCUGAAAGUAAGCAGACUUGGGAACUAGUGUGUAUGGACCAUGGGGUAAUUACAUCCUAGUGUCUUGUUCUGAGAUGGAGCCUUUUUGAUUUUUUUAAUGGAAAAAAGGUUAAAAAAAAAGAUA
Octodon degus (degu) is the source of this 1802-nucleotide messenger RNA. RefSeq names its product ubiquitin carboxyl-terminal hydrolase 1-like. Gene Ontology annotation, biological process: protein deubiquitination. Gene Ontology annotation, molecular function: cysteine-type deubiquitinase activity; cysteine-type endopeptidase activity. The transcript has a single exon. Bases 272 to 1738 code for a protein of 488 amino acids. Gene Ontology annotation, cellular component: cytosol; nucleus. NCBI's taxonomy places the organism in Eukaryota, Metazoa, Chordata, Mammalia, Rodentia, Octodontidae. The record is from RefSeq and is a predicted model, not a curated record.